Molecule: messenger RNA, 801 nt
Organism: Zea mays
Lineage: Eukaryota; Viridiplantae; Streptophyta; Magnoliopsida; Poales; Poaceae
Exons: 3
Coding region: 171-395 (74 amino acids)
Source: RefSeq, a predicted model, not a curated record
CAAGGUUGGUCCAAGAGCCACCCAUUGCAGGAAAGGUGGGUGGUGUCUAGGAACUCAUCCAAUACUUGCCCCUAUGUUAUCUUGGUGACAGGCUUUUCCUCGUUGGGCAGUGGGCUCAAGCGCUAGAGGAGAGGUCAUAUCGCUUUCGUCCUCCCCUUCAACCUCUCCGGAUGGGGAAUCAAGGGUUGACCCUUGUGACGGAGGGUAAUCGCCUAUUCCUCUCCCACCUACCAUGUGCUGCAAUGUGGGGUCGGAUCCUCAGCCCUUCCGAUGUUGGCGAUGGACGAGCUACAGGGCUGACUGGAGAUACCUCGCUCGGUUGUGCGGAUGUCCGACACUCAUAUCACGGGUCUCCAAGCGUGAUUAGCCAUCGUGGAGGCCUGGCAGGAGGCUGAGUUGGUGGAGCUUCAUUAGGAGAUUGACUCGGUGACCCAAAGCGUCUAUGCUCGCGAGACAACCUGCUUGCAAUGCUUACUCGACAUUCGAAUCCGCAUUCGAAACAUCGUGGAUCACAUCCUUCUCCAUGGGGCCGGUGUUGCCUUUGCUGUCGCCAAGCUCCGCACUAGGGUGCUUCGUUCGUGGUCUUUGAGAACCUAAUCUAGGGAUACGACGAUGCCGCCUGUGGGGUCGUCAGCGCUGUGUCUUUAAAGGAUCUGAUCUGAUGGGUUCCCUAGGGCCCUCUUCUGGCGUUCACCUUUUGGUUCAUUGGUGCAGGCAUCUUGUAACACCACAAAACUAUCAACUAAAAAUAAUGCAAUUAGUUUAUUAGUGGUAAAUAUAGUAAUGAUUUUUUUCUUCCAA